CGGAUUUGAGAAUCGAUCUACAUCUAUGGCUGCGUCAUGGGCUGAUGUCGUGCGCACCGUUUAUGACAACUGUGAAGUAGUAUAUACAUCAGCACUGCCUCUUAGGAUUCAGAGUCGUGACUGUCAGAUUCCUUUCUGCAGUACGCUGUGCUAAACAUGUUACAUGUAUACACCCUCGGUUGGGGCGCAUUUACCACUCUCUGCUUCAUUACCUUCCAUUGCUGGAAGCUGGGCAGUCGCAUAUGUCUUCUCGACAAUGCAAUCGAGCCCACAACGAUCGGAGGUCUCGGGCCGUUAAUGCUUCGCUACAGUGGGUUCUACCAUGAUUGUCUCGUUCCGCGCAACGGAGCAGUCGAAUCAGAUCCAGAUCCUAUAUCUCUGCUGGGCUCGACUUCAGGUUGUAUGACAUCAGUCCCAAGCCUGACCAGCUCCCUCCGUGUGCUAAAUUCUCACCAAUCGCGUAUAUGCUAGAAUAUCGGCUAUCGCGGGAUUACCCUGGCAAUGCAAAGGUCCCGCAGGAUCCCUAUCGUGGGCCAGAUCUCGCAAGCGUCCAUGCAGAU
Messenger RNA from Aspergillus eucalypticola CBS 122712, 560 nucleotides. RefSeq lists its product as uncharacterized. NCBI's taxonomy places the organism in Eukaryota, Fungi, Ascomycota, Eurotiomycetes, Eurotiales, Aspergillaceae. The transcript is spliced from 2 exons. The record is from RefSeq and is a predicted model, not a curated record. The coding region runs from base 157 to 471 and encodes 104 amino acids.